AUCCCGACAUCCAUUUUGAAUUUUUGAGUUGAUUCUAUUCUUGUUUAUAAGUUUGGAGAAUUUUUAAAUUUAUGUUUAAUUGCUUACCGUAAUUAGGUUUAUUUCCAAUUUCUAGAUUUCUGAAAGUUUUUGCUGCAGUUUCUGUUGUGAUCUUUAAAUUUGUUCUUUGUGGUUUUGAAAGAUUCUUGUGAUAGCCGUUCACCGAGAAAAUUACGUUUGUUCUAAUUUGUUGUUUCUUGGAAACUAAAGUUCAAAAUGUCUAACAGCUACUAUACCCGAAGAUCAGCUAAUAUGGAUAAACCUAACGUGCUGUACCAACAACAACAGCAAGUUUUGCAGCAACCUUCGCAGUACAAAAAUUUCGUCAAAUCUUACCAACCUGAUCCCGGCGUUUCAAUUACCAAAGAAGAGAAACCGUCUUUCGAUUCUAUGACUCACGCUAUAGUGAAUCAAAUGCAAUCGCAACCGCCGGCACCUAUUCCGAAACUCGAAACUGCAGCUGAUUCCAUCAAUAAGGAAGAUGCGAAAGCUGAAGUUGCUCGCAUGAAAACCGAACAUUUUCAAAAAUGGAAGGAAGCUAAAAAGAAAGCUGGUCUAACGAAAAUCGAUAAGAAAUUGAAAAAGAGGCGACUGAACGCUCGCUUAGAGAAGGUAUUGAAACCUAAAAACGCGUUUCUUAUUUUCAACGAAUUGAAUCUGAAACCGGAAUACGAAACGCAAGAAAUCAGUAAAACUGGAUUCCAAAAAACGUACUUGGCACGUUUGAAGCUCAACGGUCACGUAUAUGCUGGAGAAGCUACUAGUGUUUCGGGUGCCAAAAUGGUAGCAGCUGAUAUUGCUUUGAAAGAUUGGUUCGUUCAGUCAUUCAAAAAACAUGAAUCAAUGGCCGAAAAAAUGGAAUCUGAAAAUAAUGAUGCUUCUUCAUCAUCUGAACCUGCUCCGUGGUCAGCCGUUGGUUCGUACGCCAUGCAUUUGCUCUUCACUAGGUGGCAGAUGAACCCACAACUUCAAGCGCCUGCGCCUGCUCCUGCUCUUCAGCAAGCAGAAAAUGUAGUAGUUCCAAUGAAUGGAACUUACAAUAGUGACCCUUCUCAGCUGGUGAACUAUGUUCCGUCCACCAAUCUGAAAUUCCCCCCGAAUCCGGAACAGUGUCAACCGUUAUAUGUAUUGAAUUUAGCUUUCCCGAAUCUGCAAUUCGUGGAGAAAACUGAUGAUGCCAAUACGGAACAGCGUUUCUCCCUACAAUGUAAAAUCAACGGCAUUGUUUAUGAAGCUAGAGCUCGUAGCAAGAAAGAUGCAAAACGUCAAAUUGCCAUCCAGGUUUUGAAGGAUUAUGGAAUAGUUUACAAACCGCAAGCCUAAAAUCAUAGUUCAACUUUUUCUAUAUUUUUUUUUUUUUUUUUUUUGAAAACAAUCUCGCGUAUCAUUUUUUGUGUUUAGUUUCCAAUCAAGUCGAAAAUGCUUUGAUUUAUAUUUAUGGAAUUUGUAUCACGGGACAGAUUUUGAAAUGAACUAAGCGUCAUUUCAUCUCCGGAUUAUUUGUGAUCGGGCGCUGCGCCAUAUUCACAGUAGUCUGUAGAUGAGAGUAACGUUCAGUUUAUUUAGAAAUAACCUGGUUUUCAUGUUUUUGAAGAACAUCAUUUGUGUUGAGGUUGUAAAUAUAAGCAGUAGGGUAUCACUAUUUUCAUUGAUUGAUGUAUUCGCUCUGUACCACUUUUCCAAUUAAUGUUGUUUUCUAUGUGUAUAAUAUUAACGAAUAGGUAGUACUUUUUCGAAGAAUCGAUGCUCGAUGGUACCAAAUUAAAUAUUAAUUGUUUAUUUUAAAUGUUGGUACUGUAUAAUUUGCAGUAAUACCUACGCGACUUUCUGUUAAUCAGAAUUUUGAAUUGAAUCCCGUAUGAACCACAGACGAAUAAUGUACAUGUUGAAUGGUUACUGCGCAUCGCUUUUUAUACUAUGUACUACGUUUUAUGUAUUUUUGAGUAAAUCCUGUACUCAUAAUGUUGAGUAUUUUCAUUAGAUUUGUUUCUUAUAAUUUAUUUUCGAAUUGUGAAAACUAAAUUUACAGCUUAUGUUAUUAUGAUUUGCAUUAUAAAAAUAAACAAUCUUGACAAGUUA
Messenger RNA from Planococcus citri (citrus mealybug), 2118 nucleotides. RefSeq lists its product as uncharacterized. NCBI's taxonomy places the organism in Eukaryota, Metazoa, Arthropoda, Insecta, Hemiptera, Pseudococcidae. The coding region runs from base 256 to 1362 and encodes 368 amino acids. The transcript is spliced from 8 exons. The record is from RefSeq and is a predicted model, not a curated record.